AUGGUGGAUCUGCGAUGCCUUCAAAGCUUCCUACUACAAUCCCUUGCCUCAUCUUCCUCUCCGUUCCUCUAUCUCUACUCCACUUCGCUCCUCCCUUGCUCCUCCACAUCCAUCACCACACCUUCUCCUUCUUCAACUUGCAAUCUCUUCGAAGGCCACUGGGUCUUAGACCCUGAGGCUCCCAAACCCUUUUACGAUGAGUCCUGCCCAUUUCAUAGAAACGCCUGGAACUGCCUUAGGAACAACAGAGACAACAUGGGUCUCAUCAAUUCCUGGAAAUGGGUGCCCCAAAAAUGCAAUUUGCCACGGAUUGAUCCGCAGAGAUUUCUAGGGAUAAUGAGAAAUAGGAACAUUGGAUUUGUUCGCGAUUCUUUAAAUGAGAAUUUUUUGGUGUCGUUCUUGUGUAUUCUUAGAGUGGCUGAUGCUGAUGCAAGGAGGUGGAAAAAGAAGGGGGCUUGGAGAGGUGCUUAUUUUCCCAAAUUCAAUGUCACCGUGGCAUAUCACCGGCCUGCUUUGCUCGCCAAAUAUCAGUGGCAGCCAAAACAGUUGCACUUGCGAAUGAUGGAUAGAAGGAAACAUAUCGCGUCGAUGAUGACGCACCUGCAGAUGAAUGACCCACCGUCAAUCAUUUUUAUGAUGUUCUCAUAUUUAAUACUGGGCAUUGGUAAUUUCCUCUCUAAUGAACUGAUUCUUUCACCUUUUAAUGCUUUGGCAUUUCAUCUGCAUUAUUGCAGAUUCAUUGAAAAAAAAAAUGGUGGCUUGGUUUAUGACAUGAUUUGGAACACUCAGGGACGACUAGAUAUGUCUAUAGUCUUACAUUCUUAUGUAAAACUCACAGGUAAGGAGUCUUGUAUUGCAAUGUUCUUGUCUUGUAUUGCAAUGUUCUUGUCCUUGUCAAUCACUAUUAUUUUGUAUUGCUGUUUCUCAACUCUCAUUGUCCUCUUUCUCUUUUGGACAUUAAUUCUCUUGCCUGUAUUCCACAGCCGUAGUGUGUUCCUUUAAUUUGGUAGAGCUUGACACAAUAUUCAUUUAUUCUAAAUCUAACAAUUCAAGAAAAACAUACAAGUAUUUUCACAAGUAGUUUACAACCAUCUAGGUUUCACUUUAUGUAACUACAUGGUUUUAACUUAGUUUUUGCUCUGGAGACUCAAAGUAUAAUUCCCAGAAAUGAAAAUUGGCUUAUUACCUGAUAUAACUCAGAAAAAUUAUUGCUUAUCAAAAGGUAUUUAAAAAAUAAAGUUUUCAUUCUACUUUCACAUAUGGCAUUUACUUUUGAUGCAUUAACAAAAUGCCCAUGUAAUUGUGGUGUAUUCAAAUUAUGAGCUCAGAAGAAAUUGGGAAAAUAUCUGAGGACAUUUAUGAUAAAAUACUAGUAGGAUGACUGUUAAAACAUUACGUGAUAUGUGUGCAGAAUGAUCUAGUUACAAUGAUGCAAAGGUCUAUUAUGUGUAAAGGGAAUAGUAGAAUGCUAGAAGCAUGCUAGCUGGAAGUUGAGGGAAAUGAAUACCAAAUGAAAGAGGAAUAUUUGUAAAGGGAAUCUGAAAUGCUCAACCAUGUGUGAGCAAAGAAUUAGGUUAAGAUUAAUUAUUUUCACUUUUUUGCAUCCUUGUACUGGCAGAUCUGCUAUUUUGCUUGUUCUUUCUUGUUAUGCAUUUGUAGUGUCUAAAUGCAUCUUUAAAUUAUAUUAUUUCAUCUGGAAUAGGUGGGGUCAUGACAAAUUUCCAAAUGACACACCUUUUGUUUUUUA
Molecule: messenger RNA, 1747 nt
Organism: Hevea brasiliensis (rubber tree)
Lineage: Eukaryota; Viridiplantae; Streptophyta; Magnoliopsida; Malpighiales; Euphorbiaceae
Product: protein trichome birefringence-like 12
Exons: 2
Coding region: 1-1002 (333 amino acids)
Cellular component (GO): Golgi apparatus
Molecular function (GO): O-acetyltransferase activity
Source: RefSeq, a predicted model, not a curated record